Molecule: messenger RNA, 1967 nt
Organism: Ruditapes philippinarum (Manila clam)
Lineage: Eukaryota; Metazoa; Mollusca; Bivalvia; Venerida; Veneridae
Product: RYamide receptor-like
Exons: 2
Coding region: 332-1489 (385 amino acids)
Biological process (GO): G protein-coupled receptor signaling pathway
Cellular component (GO): membrane
Molecular function (GO): neuropeptide receptor activity
Source: RefSeq, a predicted model, not a curated record
GCACGACAAAUAAUAACAUGAUACAUAAUAUAGAGUGGAAGAUAAAAAAAGCAACAACAUGAAAAUUAUUAGAACAAUGGAAUAAUACAAAAUAUUCAAAUGCCUAAACGUGUAAAUACUUUUGAUGAUACAAUGCAGUUUAAAUGACCUUUCCAUCAUGAAACGUUUGUUUUUUACAUACUAAAAAAAUGAUAUUCAUUAUCAAUACCAUAGUGUAUCAAUUAUCACAGUUUCAUCCAUUAUGAUCGAAAAUUAUAGUAAAAAUGACAUACUUUUUAAAUAAGACAUCUUAAUAUGUAAAUUAUCUACAUCAAGGUAAUAAUCUGGUCACAUGCGUGAUAAAAUGCAAGACGUUUUAGAAAGUGAACAGAAUUCAACCCAGGCAUCGAAUGAGGCAUUUCAGAUAUCCGAAUAUGUACAGGUCUUAAUCAUCGUCAUGUAUUCUAUUAUAACAAUAAUAGCUGUCGGUGGAAACGGGAUUGUUUGUUAUUUAGUGUAUGCUUAUAAACGAAUGCACACGGUGCCGAACUAUUUCAUUGUAAACCUCGCCGUAAGUGAUAUAAUCAUGGCCGUCUUUUGUAUUCCAUUUACAUUUAUUGCCAAUUUGAUUCUUAAUUAUUGGCCAUUUGGCGAGACAAUGUGUCCUAUUGUGCUAUACAUACAAGUUGUUGCUGUGUUUCUGAGUUCCUACACCCUUGUUGCCAUGAGUAUAGAUAGAUACAUUGUGAUUGUUCAUCCAUUCAAACCAAGAAUCACACAAAAACAAACUGCGUUAACGAUUCUUGGAAUAUGGGUGAUGUCAUUUACUAUACCGUUACCAACGUUUUUGAAAUCACGAGUGAUUUACCAUUCUAACACAAGCGGACAAUGUCUUGAAACCUGGGAAAAUAAUACUGAACAGUAUUCGUAUGGAUUGUCGUUAAUGGUUUUGCAUUACUUUGGGCCAUUGACCAUUUUAUUAUUCUCAUAUUCUAAAAUUGGAUACAAUAUUUGGAUUAAGAACAUUCAAGGAACAGAUAGAAACAAACGAAAACUUCAGUUGGCAACCGCAAAGAAAAAAAUGAUAAAGAUGAUGGUUACAGUUGUGAUAUUCUACGCUUUAUGUUGGUUACCACUUCAUACCAUAACCUUAGUUGGUGACCAUAACCCAACCAUCUACAACAACAAAUAUAUUCCUAUACUAUGGUUGGGUUUUCAUUGGCUUUCAAUGAGUAACAGUUGCUACAACCCAAUAAUUUAUCUUUGGAUGAGCCCUAAAUUUAGAGCUGGCUUACGGAUGGCUCUGAACAGCUGUUGCCAAAAGAAGCAGACGAAAUUGUCGUCUGACGAGGAAAUUUACCAAAAGAUACAAAUUAUCUUCCCGCGCUUACGAUAUGAAUUUCAAAUGGAAGGACAUGUGAAUAAUAAGAGAAAUAUACGACAGAAAAUAAAGGAUUUGAAGUCAGGGGAAUACAUUUUUCCGGAAAGCAGCAUUCACAGUGACACGUGAUCAAAUUUUACAAUAGAGGUACACCAAAAGGAAGAAUAUGUUGUUUAUUCUUUUAUAUAAAAAAUGCUGAAAAGCCUUAUAAAAUGAAAUUUGAAGUUUUAUAGUGCUUGUACAUGUGUCUAACAAUUCAUGACUGGCAUUUGAGAAGUAAAUGGUUCAUUAAAGCAAGUUCAGGCGAAUGGUAGAUAAUUCGAAACAGAUGCCGUAUAUACAAAACAUGGCUAAACAUACUUCAAUUUUGAUUGAUGAAUUAUAUUGUUUAUGCGGUAUAUAUAAUAAUUUAAAGUUUAAUGAAAGUUCUACGGAACAGUUACUAGGUCUCAAUUCUUAUACGUUUCUUGAUAUUUACAUGAUUUAUCUUACUAAAAUACUGUAAGUUUUGAUUUUGUAUCGUAUUGUGUUCUUGUGAAUGUGAGUGAACGCAUUAUUGGUAUUCACAUUAAAUACAUAUAUAACUGAUUUUUAUUAACUUUAAUGA